Sitophilus oryzae (rice weevil) is the source of this 1742-nucleotide messenger RNA. RefSeq names its product heat shock 70 kDa protein cognate 4-like. Gene Ontology annotation, cellular component: cytoplasm. Gene Ontology annotation, biological process: protein refolding; cellular response to unfolded protein. The transcript is spliced from 2 exons. Bases 1 to 1683 code for a protein of 560 amino acids. The record is from RefSeq and is a predicted model, not a curated record. Gene Ontology annotation, molecular function: ATP binding; heat shock protein binding; ATP hydrolysis activity. NCBI's taxonomy places the organism in Eukaryota, Metazoa, Arthropoda, Insecta, Coleoptera, Curculionidae.
AUGGGUGCUGUCAGUGAUGAGCAAGAUGCCAAACGGAUUAUUGGUCGAAAAUUUGACGACGUAUACGUCCAAGAAUUGAAAAACCGAAGCGAAUACAAGUUCAGUAUUGUCCGAGGUAAAGACGAUAAAGCAGAAUACGAGAUAAAACAGGGCGAUUUGAUGGUGCGCAAAUCGCCGGAACAGGUCAGUUCCGAAAUACUCAAGUAUCUUCGCAAAUCAGCUUACGAGUACCUUGGAGCUGAAGUAACCGAAGCCGUUAUCUCCAUUCCAGCUUAUUUCAGUAACGCUCAACGGGCAGCGACCAAAGCAGCAGCGGAAUUGGCUGGACUGAGUGUGCUGAAGCUGGUCAGUGAACCUGUGGCAGGAGCCAUAUACUACACCAAAAAGAAGCGAAUUAAUAAAGGGACGUUUUUGGUGUUUGAUAUGGGAGGCGGAACUUUGGACGUAUCCAUUAUAAAACUGAGGAAAACAAUAUUCGGUAAGGAAAUAUUUCAAGUGCUGAGCGUGGAAGGAGACACGUUUUUAGGCGGUAGAGACUACGAUAACAUAUUAAUAGAUUAUUUUACAACUAAAAUAGCUGAGCAAUUUAAUGAAAGUUAUGUAACCCCUAGGCUUAUAAAGCGGUUACAAGAAACAUGUGUUGCUCUCAAAAAGAUAUUAUCUACAACAAAAAAACAUGAAGUGACUUUAUUGAGUAUUCACAAUGAGAAUGACGACUUUACUGUAUCCUUAACGCGAGAUGAAUUUAAUCUGCUAACAGACAAAUUAAGUAGUAGAGCUUUAAAAUUAGUUGAAAAGUGUCUGACUGGAGUGGGACUGUCAAAGAGUGAUAUAAACUGGACUAUUCUUGUCGGAGGAAUGUCUAGAACUCCGAUCAUACGUGAGGAACUUUAUGUUUUCUUUGACCAGAAAGAGCUCAAAACUGACUUGAAUCCGGACGAAGCUGUCGCACUGGGUGCUGCGAUACAAGCUUCGGCCUUGAAAUAUAAAUCUAAAGAACUCGAGAGGUAUAUCGUUGCUGAGGUAACGCCUUUAUCUCUAGGGAUUGCAGUUUCACUUGGUUUAAUGAACGUCGCAAUUAAGAAGAAUUCCCCUUUACCUGCAAAGGGACAUUUAGAAUUAGCGACAUCACGAAAUGACCAAAAUAAUGGCAAAUUUAAAAUUUUUGAAGGCGAAAGAAAGAAUUGUGCUUUUAAUAACCUUUUGGGAGAAUUCACCAUAAAUAAUUUACCCAAAGCAAAAGCUGGAGACGUACUAUUUGAAGUAAAUUUCCUUCUCAAUGACGAUGGAAUUUUAGAAGUGGAAGCCCACGAAACGAGUACCAGACAAAGGAACAAAUUAGUAGUUACGAUGGAAAACUAUAGCUUGUGCCAAAAGAAAAUUUCCGCUAUGAUUGAAGAUGCGGAAAAAAACCGCAAAGAUGAUGAUUUAUUUGAAAAAUAUAUCAAUACUUAUGAAGGAAUUUUGGACGUAUAUAACGCUGUACUUUAUGGUAUACAUAAUAUAUCUUCCGAAACAGAUCGCAGUUAUGUUAAGAAGAAAUGUGAAGAAUUAAAAAUCACCUUAGAUAAGUCUGAUUCUAAGGGAAUAGAUAAAUUAGUACAUGUUUAUGGAUGUUUUCGGUCGGCUAUCGAAGGGAUAAUUCGACAGGUAAUUGAACUAAAAUGGCCAGAAUUUUCUUAAUUUAAGCAUUAUAUAUACCGAGUGUUCCUCAGAAGUGGCUCACUCCUACAACUUUUUUA